Molecule: messenger RNA, 594 nt
Organism: Myotis davidii
Lineage: Eukaryota; Metazoa; Chordata; Mammalia; Chiroptera; Vespertilionidae
Product: thioredoxin-dependent peroxide reductase, mitochondrial-like
Exons: 3
Coding region: 1-594 (197 amino acids)
Biological process (GO): hydrogen peroxide catabolic process; response to oxidative stress; cellular response to stress
Cellular component (GO): mitochondrion; cytosol
Molecular function (GO): thioredoxin peroxidase activity
Source: RefSeq, a predicted model, not a curated record
AUGCUGACAGAUGUCCCAUGGUCUGCUUCCAGUCGAGCAAAAUUGGCCUUGAGCACCAGUUCCCCUCAUCAUGCUCCCGCCGUCACCCAGCAUGCACCCUAUUUUAAGGGCACAGCCAUUGUCCAUGGAGAGUUCAAAGAACUAAGCCUUGAUGACUUUAAGGGGAACUAUUUGGUGCUCUUCUUCCAUCCUCUGGAUUUCACCUUUGUGUGUCCCCCAGAAAUGAUUGCUUUCCGUGGCAAAGCCAGUGCGUUUCAUGAUGCGAACUGGGAAGUUGUCGCUGUUUCCGGGGAUUCCCACCUCAGCCAUUCUCGCCUGGAUCACAGACCGAGGAAGAAGGGCGGUUUGGGCCACAUGAACAUCGCACGUUUGUCAGAUUGGACUCAGCGGAUCUCCCGAGACUGCGGUACUGCGGUGCUGCGAGAAGGCCCUGGUCUUGCACUGAGAGGUCUCUUCGUCAUGGACCCCAAUGGAGUCAGCAAGCAUGUGAGUGUCAGUGACCUCCCAAUGGGCCGAAGCGUGGGAGAGACCCUCUGCCUGGUGAAAGCAUCGCAGUUUGUGGAAGUCCCUGGAGAAGUCUGCCCGGCAAAUUGA